Molecule: messenger RNA, 2136 nt
Organism: Colletotrichum higginsianum IMI 349063
Lineage: Eukaryota; Fungi; Ascomycota; Sordariomycetes; Glomerellales; Glomerellaceae
Product: CHY zinc finger domain-containing protein
Exons: 1
Coding region: 1-2136 (711 amino acids)
Molecular function (GO): zinc ion binding
Source: RefSeq, a predicted model, not a curated record
AUGAUCUCCCUCACAAAACAGGGCGGCAACACCCACCAGCAGGCCGUCCCCCGGCCCCGCACCGACCGCGUGGUCCCCAAGCCCGUCCCGGAGGCCCAGUCCAAGGAUCCCCGCGGCUACCAGCUCGGUCAGCUGCGCAAGCGGUACUCGCCCCGUGAGUCCACCGCUGCCGACGGCACCACCACCACCCUGGUCUUCCGCAUCAAACCCUCGGAUCCAGAUUUCCCCUUUGAGCUGGAGCACCUCGAGUGCGAGCUCGCCGUGCCCGGGGACUAUCCCGAGGCCGUCCCCGUGCUGCGCGUGCGCAACAGCGACAUCCCCCGCGGCUUCGGCAUCAACAUCGAGCGCGGAUGGGACAGGCUUGUCCACGAGCGCCGGGGCGCUACCUUGCUCUCCCUCACCUACGCCCUCGACAAGAACCUCGAGAGCUUUCUGUCCGAGCAGGAGGUGGCCACCGUCAAGCUUGUGAAUUUCAACAAGGACGCCAAGGACACCCGCCAUCUCGAACCCUCAACCUCGUCCGUAGCCGCAGCCGUAGCCGCCGGUGCGUCGUCUUCCGCUCCGUCGCCGGCCGCCCAGACCGCCAGAGCACCGUCCCCCGUCCCCGCCCCCGUCAGGCAUUAUACGCCCGAGGAGUACUUCACCAAGGAGGAGAUGGCCGCCGCCAAAGCCCGGCGCGCGCAGGAGACGCGCCAGCUCGAGACCCGCAUGGGACGCCUGUCCCUGUACCGCCGCUCGCCGGACGGCAUCGUCUACACCCUCCCCCUCGAGCCUCGCCGCCGCGCCGAGCUGCCAUCGGGUCUCCAGGGCGUCAAGACGGUGCAUCUCAUCGUGCCGCUGCUCUACCCGCUGCAGCCGCUGCGCAUCCAGCUCAACGAGUGCGACUCGCAAGCCGCCGAGCCGCUCGAGGAGUUCUACGUGCAGAAGGCGGCCGAGCAGAAGCAGAUGACUCUCACGAGCCAUCUGAAUUAUCUCGCGCAGAACAUGCACGUCCUUGCCAAGCAGGCUCUGGCGCCGCCCAAACGCGACGUCCAGGCAGCAGAUCCGGCGCCGGCUCCCGAAACGGAUGCAAAGGAAAAGGCAAAAACCGCGGCUACGGCUACGGCAGAUGACGACCGGAGCCACAUCAAAUUCAUCCCGAGACCCCCGGAAUGGGGCCGUGCUCGCGGCGCCGAAGGCGGCGAUACGUCGGACGACGAUGACGACGACAGUAGCAGCAGCGGACAGAACACGGAAGACGACUCGGACGAAGGCGGCGGCGCCGGCCUCGACGUUGAACCGCCCGGUCUCGCCUCGGGUCUCACUCCCGAGAGGGGCACGGCCAUCUCGUUCCCGACCAUCGAGCUCCACAGCAUCGAGCUCUUCCAGGUGUCGAUCCUCAACCUCAGCGUCAAAUGCUCGCGCUGCAAGACCAUCAACGAGAUCACGGGGCUGCGGCACGAGGUGCCGCAGACGGCGAGCUGCCGCAAGUGCGCGGCCGGGUUCGCGGCGCAGUUCCGGCAGCAGCUCGUGCACGCCAACUCGACGCGCGCGGGCUUCGUCGACCUCACGGGCUGCACCGUCGCCGACAUGCUGCCCAGCACCUUCGUCCCCGUGUGCGCCAAGUGCUCGACGCCCAGCCAGGGCCUCGUCUCGGUCCGCGGCGACGCCACCACCAACGUCUGCCGCACCUGCCACGGCAGGUUCACCUUCAAGAUCCCCGCCGUCAAGUUCCUCGCCAUCUCGGCCGGCGGCCUCGCGGCGCCGACGACGGGCCCCGUCAAGAAGGCCGAGAAGCUGGGCCUGCACGCCGGCACCCCGCUGCCGGACCGCGGUGCCUGCGGCCACUACAAGAAGAGCUACCGCUGGUUCCGCUUCUCGUGCUGCGCGAGGGUGCACCCGUGCGACCGGUGCCACGACGAGGCCGAGAACCACGUCAACGAGUGGGCGAACCGCAUGGUGUGCGGCUGGUGCAGCCGCGAGCAGCGGUACUCGCCCGAGGCGUGCGGCUUCUGCGGCCGGAGCGUCAUCGGGCGCAAGGGCAAGGGCUUCUGGGAGGGCGGCAAGGGCACGCGGGACCGCAAGCUCAUGAGCCGCAAAGACCCGAGGAAGUUCAAGAGGGUGGGCGGCGGCGAGGCAUCGAAGAAGAAGGACUAG